Molecule: messenger RNA, 1416 nt
Organism: Triticum aestivum (bread wheat)
Lineage: Eukaryota; Viridiplantae; Streptophyta; Magnoliopsida; Poales; Poaceae
Product: ocs element-binding factor 1
Exons: 1
Coding region: 79-747 (222 amino acids)
Biological process (GO): positive regulation of DNA-templated transcription
Cellular component (GO): nucleus
Molecular function (GO): transcription cis-regulatory region binding; DNA-binding transcription factor activity
Source: RefSeq, a predicted model, not a curated record
CCUCUCCCGCCACUCGCACAGCACACUCCAGGUUACGCUGUGACGCUUCUGCCCCUAGCCAACUGCUAGUGCACUGCCAUGGCCCUCUCCGACGUCGACCUCGACUUCGAGGCCUUCCUCGCCCACCUCGCCUCCGGCCUCGACGCGCCGCCUCCGACGCAGACGUCCCCCGUGCCGGCUCUGUCGUCGUCGCCGGAUCUUCUUCCCAUGCUCACGUCGUCGCCGGAGGCGGGCCUGCUGAGCCCCGCUGCCCCGUCGCCGCUGGAAGUACCCAUGGACACGUCGUCGCCGUCGGAGGGCGGCCUGCUGACCCCAGGUGCGCUGUCGCCGGAUCUUCCCAUGACCACGUCGUCGCCGGAGGAGGGCACGUCGUCGGGAUCGGCGGGGACCGUCGCCGUCGCCGGACCAGACGACGGCGACAGGGAGCGGAGGCUCCGCCGCAAGGUGUCCAACCGCGAGUCGGCGCGCCGGUCACGCGCGCGCAAGCAGCGGCACCUCGAGGAGCAGCGCGCCGCGGCCGCCACGCUCCGGGCCGGGAACCGGCACCUCGCCGAGAAGCUCCGGGUCGCCAGGGCGCGCGCGGGGCUCGUCGCGCUCGCCAACGCCCGCCUCCGCGCCCAGGGCCAGGCCCUGAGCCGACGCCUCGACGCCGCGCGCCAGGCCCUCGCCCUCAGGCAGCUCUACGCCGCCGCGUCGGCCUCCGGCGGCGCCCUGGACAUGCAGGCGCUCGCCUCGCUGAUCCGGUAGCGCAUGGCACGGCGCGGGCGCACGAGAAGAUGUUUUUUGACCUGCUGGUGCAACAUCGAUCGAACGAACGAACGACGAACGUACGGGCUGCUAUUAAUCGAAACCCAUAAGAAGCUAUUAUGCAUGAUCCUUGAUAUAUAAAAGCAAGAAAUUGUGUACGGAAAAUGGCACCAAAAAACGUACUUGCUGCUUGAUCCAUGCUGCUGCUCGAACAUCGCCGAUUUCUGCGCUCCCUUUGAUCGGAAACGGACGGCCAGGAUCGAUCCAGCGAGCAUGAGAUGCUCUUCCGCUCGCCGCUGGAUCUCAAUUAUUGUUGUCUCUGUGAUUUAGUAGCUAGUGCUGCAGCUUUGCUAUCGAUCUGUUGGCUGAUUACUGGAUGGAUGUAUCCAUCGUCUCUCUCUCUGUGUCCUUCUUAUUCCUCAUGUUUGGCACCUGUCACCCUCAUGCUUGUCUCUCUAAAUAUAAUUCCUUGCUCACCGGCCGAAAGUUGGUGGACGAGUUGCACAUAUGCUUGUCCUCAUUGUCUCAUCAUUCUUCUCUCCCCUCCCUCCCUUUGUGUAUGUGUGUGCGAGAGAAUGUGUGUGUAUAUAUGUAUGAAAGCGAUGAUGCGCCAUAUAUUAAUUUUGUUGAGUAUCGAUCGAUUAUUCUCCUAUGGGUACAUACGCCCAU